GGUUCCUUCGAGAGUCUAGAAUGCGUUUCAUUUUUUACGUGCUUUCACUUGUGCUGGCCUUGUGCCUAGCGUCCGCUGAUCCCAGAAUCACCCUGCAUGGGAUGGUCAGAUCGGAUGAGCGCAUACGCUCCCAUGGUUACCCAGCUGAGACCCAUGAGGUGGUCACCGAGGAUGGCUACGUGCUGACACUCUUCCGCAUUCCUUACUCGCACAAACUGAACAACAAGAGUCAGAAGCGUCCACCCGUGCUGCUGCAGCAUGGCCUGUUCAGCAACUCGGACUGCUGGCUGAGCUCUGGGCCGGACAACUCGUUGGCCUAUCUGCUGGCCGAUGCCGGCUACGAUGUCUGGCUGGGCAAUGCGCGUGGCAACAUUUAUUCGCGGGCCAACGAGAUCAUCUCACUGAACAAUCCCAAGUUCUGGCAUUUCGAUUGGCAUGAGAUUGGCACCAUCGAUAUCGCUGCCAUGAUCGAUUACAUACUGGAUGAGACACAGUACAAGCAGCUGCACUAUGCGGGUCACUCGCAGGGCACGACGGUUUAUUUGGUUUUGAUGUCCGAGCGUCCGGAGUACAAUGAGAAGAUCAAGUCGGGUCAUUUGCUGGCACCGUGCGCAUUCUUUGAACAUGGCAAAUCGCCCAUCUUCAGAUGGUUGGGCCCAUUGGUGGGCACACCUGGCGGUGUUUGGAACCAGCUGCUGGUGGACACUGAACUGAUACCGUACAAUAAUAUUGUCAAUCGUCUCGCCGACAACGGGUGCGGAAGCGGCAGUCCCUACGACUCAAUCUGCAAGAAUGGAUUCCUGAUGUUCGCCAACGGCGGCUAUGAGAAUAUUAAUCUGACUUCUAUGCAAAUAUUGAUUGAAACGCAUCCGGCUGGCUCCUCCAGCAACCAGGGCAUCCAUUAUCUGCAGCUGUACGCCUCGCACGAGUUCCGUCAAUACGACUGGGGCAGCAAGAAGAAUCGUGAACUCUAUGGCCAGGAUCUGCCGCCAGACUAUGAUCUGAGCAAAAUUACCGCCAAUACGCACUCGUAUUCCAGCCAAAAUGAUGCACUGUGCGGUCCAAAGGAUGUUGACACCUUGGUCUCCCAGUUCGUGCAUCUGAGCGAAGAUCAUCGCGUGCCCUGGUCGAGCUUCAAUCAUUUGGACUUUAUCGUGGCCAAAAACAUGAAGGAGCUGGUCAAUGAUUUGGUUGUUGAGCGUAUCAACAGCUAUGAAGGUCGUUAAGCGAUUGACCUCUAAUUGAUCUGUUAGGUCAGACAAUAAAUCUGAAAACUUGCCAAGCUA
Drosophila virilis is the source of this 1286-nucleotide messenger RNA. RefSeq names its product magro (gene mag). Gene Ontology annotation, biological process: lipid metabolic process. Lineage: Eukaryota; Metazoa; Arthropoda; Insecta; Diptera; Drosophilidae. The record is from RefSeq and is a predicted model, not a curated record. Gene Ontology annotation, molecular function: hydrolase activity, acting on ester bonds.